Molecule: messenger RNA, 1710 nt
Organism: Laccaria bicolor S238N-H82
Lineage: Eukaryota; Fungi; Basidiomycota; Agaricomycetes; Agaricales; Hydnangiaceae
Exons: 16
Coding region: 1-1710 (569 amino acids)
Source: RefSeq, a predicted model, not a curated record
AUGCGCUCCAAUCGACGACCUUACCAAGGGCCUAGAACGCAGUUAGUCGUCUCAAUAGACAUCGGCACUACAUUUUCAGCAGCUUCAGUCUGUAUCCUUCAACCGGGAACACCUCCAGUGUUCGAAGAGAUCCUACGCUGGCCCAAGCAGGCCAAUCCAGACGCCAAAGUCCCAUCAUUGGUCUACUACGAUAGUUCAGGGAAACCACGUUGUUUCGGUGCCGAGACCGACAGUCCCGAUACGAAGGCUGAAGCAGAUGAAGAGGGCUGGAUAAAAGCUGAAUGGUGGAAACUCUACCUCCGGCCUGACUACCUCCCAAAGAUUGACGGAAUUGAGAUUGAGAUUCCCGAGUUACCGCCGUCUCGAACGGUUGACGAUAUUUUUGCUGAUUUCCUCGAGUAUGUAAAAGGCCAGCUGCAGGUGCAUGUCACCAGCUCGCAUGGGAACGGGGAAUCGCUUUGGAAUUCAUUGUACCGCAACAUGGACGUGGUGUUAACGACGCCUAAUGGGUGGGAAGGCAGGCACCAACACCGGAUGCGUGAAGCGGCUAUCGCGGCUGGCCUUGUCAUCAGGGGAACUCAAGUAAAAUUCGUGACAGAGGCGGAGGCCGCCGUAAUUUAUACGGCUGAAAGCGGGAAGAUCAACGACUGGCUAGUGGAGGAUGAACACUUGAUUGUCUGCGACUGCGGAGGUGGUACCGUGGAUAUCACAGGCUACAGAAUCCAAAACGUCUCCCCCCUUCGACUUGAAGAAAUGUCGUAUCCUCGCUGUUACCUUGCCGGUGGUGUUUUUGUAAAUCAAGCCGCGAAGAUAUACUUAAUGGAGAGGUUGUCCGGAAGUGACUGGGAUGAUGAAACAACCAUUGAACAUGCGAUGCAAAGUUUUGAGCGAAAUGCAAAACGAUCUUUUGAUGGUAAAAAUACUUUCAUGACGGUGGAGCUCGGUGGCAGUAAGGGCGAUAUCAAACGUGGGAUCGUUCGCGGCAGGUUGAAGAUUCAAAAGGCUGACAUGAUCUCAUUUUUUGAACCGUCAAUUCAAGCGAUUAUCGAAGGACUGCAGGAGACACUCCAUGAAGGUGGCGACGUUGCAAAUAAAAUUAUCAUUGGGGGCGGCCUAUCAAACUCACCGCAUGUUUUUUCACAACUCCAAAAGUGGGCCUCUGACCUCGGUCUUAAACUGAGUAGGCCCGGCGGACCAAUAGAGAAGGCCGUCACUAGUGGUGCCCUCUCAUGGUAUCUCGAUGCGAGUGUCUCUUCCAGAGUCGCGAAAUUCCAUUACGGGACAAAUGUUGCUGUUCCGUUUGAUAGAAACGACCCAGAAGUUGCUUGUCGGGAAUCAGAGAAAUAUCAAGAUGUCCUUGGAGAAUGGAAGAUAGAUGGUGCAUGGUCUGAAAUCGUGGAGAAGAACGAAAAAAUAAAGACAGGGAAGGAAUACUCUGCCUGGUUCCACCGACCUUUCACUGAUGCAGAUGAGCUGACUGUAUCGAUGGAUCUCUAUGCCUACCGAUGGUCACGUCCCCCACGCUUCAUCAAAGAUCCAGGAUGCAACAUGGAGAAAGAUGGAUUUCUCCAUCUUUGCACAGUCGAAGCCGAUCUCACGAGUUGCUACACAGCAGCUCCCUAUUCAACGGCACGAAACAAGAAAGGACAAAGGAUUAAAUAUUUACAGGCAAGGACAUUGAAAGGAGUGGAGAGUGUUCCCCAUUAUUAA